AUGUCGCAGCCACGUCCUUCUUCCUCUUAUGCUCUAAGAGAGCUCCAAGAGCUCCCUUUCUCUGUUAUUCAUUUGGCUCAAAGGUACAGCCGGGAGUUCGGAGUCUUAGACCCAGAAUCCGCAUGGCGGUUCGAAAAGAAAGUUGAUUGGGCCGUGUCCGUCCGUACUUCAAAACGAGUGUACUGUGAUCAGCACUGCCAAGAGCGAAAUGGCAACAUCUCAAGUUAUCGAGCAUAUUCAUCAUUUUUUGGUGGCAAAAAGGAUGAACCACGCAACCCAGAAGUCUCUGCUGCGAGUGAUUCGAAUGUUGAUACGACUGAUUUGGUUGCAAACGACUGGAUUGAUAAUGUCAAGAAUGCUCUGCAAUCAGCAACGGAGGUUGUGGUUUAUACGGGGCAAAGGUUUAAAGAGGCUUCAGAUGAACUCACUCCUCAUGUUCAACAAUUGCUCGAUUAUUAUCCAUACCUAAGAAAUAUUUUGAUUCCGGUUGGUGGGACUUUGACUGCUACCAUGUUGGCUUGGCUGGUCAUGCCGAGGGUGUUGAGGAAAUUUCACAAAUACUUAAUGCAAGGAACUUCUGCAUUGCUAUCCGGGAACCUAUCUCAAGAACAUCCCUAUGAGAAAAGCUUUUGGGGUGCUAUGGAAGACCCUGUGCGAUAUCUCAUCACCUUCAUGACAUUCACUCAGUUAGGUGUGAUCAUUGCUCCGACCACAAUUGCAUCUCAAUACAUUGGUCAAGCUUGGAGGGGUGCAGUUAUAAUCUCAUUUGUAUGGUUUCUCCACAGGUGGAAAGCAAAUGUAUUUUCUCGUGCUCUUGCUGCUCAGAAUGUGGCAAGGCUUGAUCGAGAAAAGUUGCUAACUCUAGACAACCUCUCAUCUGUGGGUCUAUUUGUCUUGGGAAUGAUGGCUUUUGCUGAGGCAUGUGGGGUGGCUGUGCAAUCUAUUUUGACUGUUGGAGGAAUAGGAGGAGUUGCCACUGCUUUUGCUGCUAGAGACAUUCUUGGGAAUGUGCUGAGUGGGUUGUCCAUGCAGUUUUCAAAGCCUUUUUCCCUGGGAGAUACCAUAAAAGCUGGAUCAAUUGAAGGUCAAGUGGUGGAAAUGGGACUUACAACAACAUCAUUACUGAAUGCCGAGAAGUUCCCUGUCAUAGUUCCAAAUUCUAUGUUUUCAAGUCAGGUAAUAGUGAAUAAAUCACGUGCCCCUUGGCGUGCAAUGGCGACCAAGAUUCCCUUUCGAACUGAUGAUCUGGAAAAGAUUCCCUUAAUUUCAGAGGAUAUAAAGUCCAGGCUAAGAUCUCAUCCAAAAGUCUUCUUGGGAGAAGAGGCUCCUUACUGUUUCCUAUCUCAAAUAGAAAAUUCAUAUGCUGAACUGACUAUUGGUUGCAACCUUAAACCUAUGAGGAAAGAUGAAUUAUACUCUACGGAGCAAGAUAUACUGCUGCAGUCAGCCAGAAUAAUCAAGCAACAUGGUGCUGCAUUGGGUAGCAGUCAGAGCCUAUAUGAGUGGACACAUCAGUGAUACACUGAAUUAGAGGAAACUUCUGUUUGUAUAAAGAAUGCAGUUCAUCUGGGCAAGUUUUAUACACAAUGGAACACAGACUGGGAAAAGUAAUGGUGACUUAAUUUUAAGGCAGUGGGAGAGGUUUUCAUGGAUCUUGUGGGCUCCAUUGUAUUGCUGUAUUUCUGUAAUGGAUUUGUGCAAAAUGUUGUGAGAGCAAAGCCCAGAUAGCGAAAACAUUUUUUGCGUUCUUUUUGUGCA
Messenger RNA from Macadamia integrifolia, 1758 nucleotides. RefSeq names its product mechanosensitive ion channel protein 1, mitochondrial-like. Bases 1 to 1518 code for a protein of 505 amino acids. Gene Ontology annotation, biological process: transmembrane transport. Lineage: Eukaryota; Viridiplantae; Streptophyta; Magnoliopsida; Proteales; Proteaceae. Gene Ontology annotation, cellular component: membrane. The transcript is spliced from 10 exons. The record is from RefSeq and is a predicted model, not a curated record.